AUGACAGCUAUGACACCAACAGCCACACUCUCAGCAACUACAACUGUUUCUCCAAUAAAGACUACUGAUUCAACAACACCAAUGCCACCUGCAACAACGACAGAAGUUUCUACAACAACACUAACUCCAACAACCAUACCUACAUCCUCAGCAACUGCAACAUCAACAACAACACCAUCUUCAACAACCACAACUAUCACCCCGACAACCAUGCCUACAUCCUCACCAUCUACAACAACACCACCAUCAACAACAACCACUGAAACAACUAUGACACCGACACCCACGCCUACAUCCUCAGAAACUACAACUGCAUCUCCAACAACAACACCAUCUACAACAACUACUGAAGUUUCUACAACCACAACUAUGACCACCACAACAAUGCCUACAUCCUCAACAUCCACAACCCCACCAACAACAACAACCACAACAACAACGCAAUCAACAACAACUACUGAAGUUUCUACAACCACAACUAUGACCCCCACAACAAUGCCUACAUCCUCAACAUCCACAACCCCACCAUCAACAACAACCACUCAAGUUUCUACAACAACUAUAACCCCAACAACCACUUCAACAACCACAACUGUGACCCCAACAACCAUGACUACACCCUCAACAACUACAACUGCACUUCCAACAACCUCAACUACUUAUCAGACCACAACUCCACCAUCAACAACUGUCACUGAAGUUUCUACAACUUUGAAUAUGACCCCUACAACAACGCUGACAUCUUCAGUAACUGCACCUCCAACGACCACAAAUACUUCCCCAACCACAACUACACCAUCAACAACAAAGACUGAUGUUUAUACAAUGACAACUAUGACACCGACACCCACGGCUACAUCCUCAGAACCUACAACUGCAUCUCCAACAACAACGCAAUCAACAACAACUUCUGAAGUUUCUACAACCACAACUAUGACCCCCACAACAAUGCCUACAUCCUCAACAUCCACAACCCCACCAUCAACAACAACCACUCAAGUUUCAACAACAACUAUAAACCCAACAACCAUGCCUGCAUCUUCAUCAACUGCACCUUCAACAACAACACCAUCGUCAACAACCACAACAAUGACCCCAACAACCAUUCCUACAUCUUCAACAUCUACAACACUGCCAUCAACAAUGACCACUCAAGUUUCCACAACAACUCUAAACCCAACAAUCAUGCCUACAUCCUUAUCUACUACGACUACAACUCCAACAAUAUUUACUGCAACAACAACACCACAAUAUUCAACAACUACAACUGAAAUUUCUACAACCACAAAUAUGAAUCCUACAACAAUGCCUACAUCUUCAGCAACUACAGUUGCACCUUCAACAACCACAACUGUGACCCCAACAACCAUGACAACACCCUCAACAACUACAAUUGCACUUCCAACAACCUCAACUACUUAUCCAACCACAACACCACCAUCAACAACUGUCACUGAAGUUUCUACAACUUUGAAUAUGACCCCUACAACAACGCUGACAUCUUCAGCAACUGCACCUCCAACAACCACAAAUACUUCCCCAACCACAACUACACCAUCAACAACAAAGACUGAUGUUUAUACAAUGACAUCUAUGACACCGACACCCACGCCUACAUCCUCAGAAACUACAACUCUAUCUCCAACAACAACGCAAUCAACAACAACUACAACAACCACAACUGUGACCCCAACAACCAUGACUACACCCUCAACAACUACAACUGCACUUCCAACAACCUCAACUACUUAUCAGACCACAACUCCACCAUCAACAACUGUCACUGAAGUUUCUACAACUUUGAAUAUGACCCCUACAACAACGCUGACAUCUUCAGCAACUGCACCUCCAACGACCACAAAUACUUCCCCAACCACAACUACACCAUCAACAACAAAGACUGAUGUUUAUACAAUGACAUCUAUGACACUGACACCCACGCCUACAUCCUCAGAAACUACAACUCUAUCUCCAACAACAACGCAAUCAACAACAACUACUGAAGUUUCUACAACCACAACUGUGACCCCCACAACAAUGCCUACAUCCUCAACAUCCACAAUCCCACCAUCAACAACAACCACUCAAGUUUCAACAACAACUAUAAACCCAACAACCAUGCCUGCAUCUUCAUCAACUGCACCUUCAACAACAACACCAUCUUUCUACAACCACAACUGUGACCCCCACAACAAUGCCUACAUCCUCAACAUCCACAAUCCCACCAUCAACAACAACCACUCAAGAUUCUACAACAACUAUAACCCCAACAACCAUGCCUGCAUCUUCAUCAACUGCACCUUCAACAACAACACCAUCAUCAACAACCACAACAAUGACCCCAACAACCAUUCCUACAUCUUCAACAUCUACAACACCACCAUCAACAAUGACCACUCAAGUUUCCACAACAACUCUAAACCCAACAAUCAUGCCUACAUCCUUAUCUACUACGACUACAACUCCAAAAACAUUUACUGCAACAACAACACCACAAUAUUCAACAACUACAACUGA
Messenger RNA from Myxocyprinus asiaticus (Chinese sucker), 2517 nucleotides. Its product is annotated as mucin-2-like. Lineage: Eukaryota; Metazoa; Chordata; Actinopteri; Cypriniformes; Catostomidae. The record is from RefSeq and is a predicted model, not a curated record. The transcript has 6 exons. Bases 1 to 2517 code for a protein of 838 amino acids.